AAGGCAGGGCCAGGACAGGGUUGCUGUGAAAGCCCUGAGGACCGGGAGGACCUGAAAGGGGGCAAGCAACAUUUUAGGAAGACCAGCUUCCCAUGCAGAGGCACAGAAGAGGGGGCCGAGUUCCUGCACUGAAUCAGCGGCUGUCGCUGCAUGGUGAUCAGCCUCCAUCCUUUGCAAAAUGGAAUGUUCCUGGGAGAGAAACAGGGACUAGACCUCUGGGUGAAAUAAGUAGCCUGUGACUUCAGGUGAUUGUCGAAACUCCCCCGGGAACAAGGCGAAUGGUGUUUUGCUCUGGAGGCCCACGGUUUGGGUCACUUAAGGCAUUUGGAGCAUGAGGUCACCCAGCGCGUGCGCAGGAGGGGGAGGAGGCCUCGCCUCCACGUGCAGCAGCCGGUACCCACCAUGCAAAGCAUCAAGUGUGUGGUGGUGGGCGACGGGGCCGUGGGCAAGACGUGCCUGCUCAUCUGCUACACGACGAACGCCUUCCCCAAGGAGUACAUCCCCACGGUGUUCGACAACUACAGUGCCCAGAGCGCCGUGGACGGGCGCACGGUGAACCUGAACCUGUGGGACACAGCGGGCCAGGAGGAGUACGACCGCCUGCGCACGCUCUCCUACCCGCAGACCAACGUCUUCGUCAUCUGCUUCUCCAUCGCCAGCCCGCCCUCCUAUGAGAAUGUGCGGCACAAGUGGCACCCCGAGGUGUGUCACCACUGCCCCGACGUGCCCAUCCUCCUGGUGGGCACCAAGAAGGACCUGAGAGCCCAGCCCGACACCCUGCGGCGCCUCAAGGAGCAGGGCCAGGCGCCCAUCACGCCCCAGCAGGGCCAGGCGCUGGCCAGGCAGAUCCACGCGGUGCGCUACCUCGAGUGCUCGGCCCUGCAGCAGGACGGCGUCAAAGAAGUGUUCGCCGAGGCUGUCCGGGCCGUGCUCAACCCCACACCCAUCAAGCGCGGCCGGUCCUGUGUCCUCUUGUGACCCCGGCCCUCAGCUCGGAGGCGGCCCCUCCUCCCCCACCGUUGUGCCUUGGCGCCUUGUCUGCCCCCAGCUGUGCCUUAAGGACUAAUUCUGGUGCCCCUUGCCAGGGGGCUCUCCGAAUGCCUUAUUCUCUGAAUGCCUACUUCUCCUGGCGGAGCCCCCGCAGGGAAAGGGGUCUGGGCCCGGCCCCCCUCUGCCUGGGGAGACCAGGUAUUCUCGAGAGCUCACCCAGGCCAAGGUUGGACCCCCUUGCCCUCUGCCCCUACUGACCAGUCCGUCCAGCUUUCCACAGCCGUUGUUGCCUACUGUGGCGCCUCCUCUCGGGGCGGGCGCGCUCGGCCACCCCUAACCUCUUCCUCGCUGCUCUCUGGAACCCUCACCACCCCGACUCUGUCCCUUCCCCAGUGAAGGAGCCACAGAACCCUGAGAUGAAUGUGCCUAACCUGCCUGCCUGUGCCCAGGCCUGAUGCUCCCGCUGACUGACUCAGUCCCCAUCCCACCCCCAGGGCGACCGGGGAGGGGGGCCUUUCCUACCCCCCCCAGCAGCAUCAAUAAAACCUCCUGUCUCCAGUGGCCCG
This is a messenger RNA of Sorex araneus (European shrew), 1556 nucleotides long. It is a transcript of the gene RHOG, whose product is annotated as ras homolog family member G. Gene Ontology annotation, biological process: actin filament organization; small GTPase-mediated signal transduction; regulation of actin cytoskeleton organization. Gene Ontology annotation, cellular component: plasma membrane; cytoskeleton; cell projection. The record is from RefSeq and is a predicted model, not a curated record. NCBI's taxonomy places the organism in Eukaryota, Metazoa, Chordata, Mammalia, Eulipotyphla, Soricidae. Gene Ontology annotation, molecular function: GTPase activity; GTP binding; protein kinase binding. Bases 403 to 978 code for a protein of 191 amino acids. The transcript has 2 exons.